GCCUCAUGUCACGUGCCGCAGAAAAAACCGAUGUUGCUACUCUUCUCACAAACCACAAAUCUCUCUCUCUCUCUCUCUCUGUACCUUUCACCCUUCGCUUGAGCUUUAACAAUGGCGGAACACGACCCCAUCACUCCUCCAUUACCCAAACACCGCCUCUCUCAUCUCUCCGACGAGCCUCAACUUAUUAUACCCGUGGACGACGAUUGGGAUUCCGAAGAACCCGCAAAUCGAAUUCACAACUACGAAACCGAUCCAAUUAACAAUACCCAUUCAGCGAUUGAGAACCCAUUUGAGUUUCUCGGUGCCGGACCUCUCUCCGUGCCUUCCUCGACCACUAUCGAUCCCUUUCGCAACCACACGCCGCAAAUUGAAGGGGUUUAUGAGUGGUUGAAGAUCCUGAUUUGUGUGCCUAUUGCGAUUGUUCGGCUCGUGUUGUUUGGUUUGUCUUUGUUGAUUGGGUAUGUGGCUACAAAGUUUGCUCUCCAUGGUUGGAAGGAUAAGCAGAACCCAAUGCCCAAAUGGAGGUGUAGAGCAAUGUGGGUUACUCGAAUUUGUGCUCGGUGUGUCCUCUUUUCUUUUGGGACUUGGUGCCUUGUGUCCUGGUGACAUGUGACAAGGAACAGGUUGUGGUAUGGAGGGGAAAGGAUUAUAAGCCGACAGAGGACUACGAUCACUUCUUUACUGUUCGUGAUUCAUUUGACAAUGCACGUGAUGAUUUGGUUAGCAGUCCAGAACACUAAACCUCUGAUGAUGACAUCAGCAGUCGG
Messenger RNA from Camellia sinensis, 770 nucleotides. RefSeq names its product CRS2-associated factor 1, mitochondrial. Gene Ontology annotation, biological process: Group II intron splicing; phospholipid metabolic process. NCBI's taxonomy places the organism in Eukaryota, Viridiplantae, Streptophyta, Magnoliopsida, Ericales, Theaceae. Gene Ontology annotation, molecular function: lysophosphatidylethanolamine acyltransferase activity; RNA binding. The record is from RefSeq and is a predicted model, not a curated record.